AUGUCUGAGAUUGACCCACUUGCCGAAUUUCUGAUGCCGGAAAGUAGCGAGCGUAACAUCCGUAAUGAUCCAUUGAUAAGUGGUGGACCAAUUCCAAUGGAAUCGCCAAGCCGAAAGCUCACAUCUCUUCUUUCUUACGACCCAACUAUCCCCGAAUCUCCGGAUAUGAAAUUCGCUCGUAAACGACUUGGGAAUCUGCUGACCACAAUAAAACACCAUCCAUCUGAAAUAAUAGGUGUUCUUCCAGAAGAUUAUUCUCGUGGGGACGAAGAAGCUAGUCGCCAAGGACGCCCUCCAGGUCGCCCACGCAAGAUGAUGCGUCACGAAUCCGCAACAUCUUUGAUGGAUUCGCCUCGCAAGACAAUGACUCGUGAUUCGAAGAUAAUGUUCGAGCUGCGCGGAAAACCAUUCGAGAUGGUUGCUGGAAGAUACGAGGAAGAGUAUUCACUGGGAAGAGCAUGGGUCAAAGGAAAUAUGAACAGCGAGUACGAUCCGAUCAAUCCGACACGAACAGAUUUCGCUCCUAAUUUGGCUGUGGAGUAUCUCGCUUGUCGAGAGAUUCAUCGAAUGCCACGUCCAGACAGAACUGUACCUGAACAGCCUAUAUGUCCAACAGAACUUGACCAAUUCAAUGACAGUGUCGACCCAAGAUACUUGUCAGAGCUGAAGACUGAAUACAUUCGUCAUUGGAAACAAGUCAAGAAAGGAUGGUGUGCUCACCAGCGACUUCGUGAAGCACCCUAUGCUAAGAGUAUCGCACUCAUCGAGAAAAUCUAUCAGCCACCGGAGAUGAGAACUCUGGAUCACUCUCUCGGCAUUAUGUAA
Caenorhabditis briggsae is the source of this 825-nucleotide messenger RNA. RefSeq names its product Protein CBR-LIN-37 (gene Cbr-lin-37). NCBI's taxonomy places the organism in Eukaryota, Metazoa, Nematoda, Chromadorea, Rhabditida, Rhabditidae. The transcript has 4 exons. Gene Ontology annotation, biological process: negative regulation of transcription by RNA polymerase II. Bases 1 to 825 code for a protein of 274 amino acids. The record is from RefSeq and is a predicted model, not a curated record. Gene Ontology annotation, cellular component: transcription repressor complex; Myb complex.